AUGGGGCACAGAUUAUUUGAAUAUAUUUUGCUGUAUAAGGAUGGAGUGAUGUUUCAGAUUGAACAAGCCACGAAGCAGUGCUCCAAGAUCACCCUGAUGGAGCCCUGGGACCCUCUAGACAUCCCUCAAAACGCCACGUUUGAGGACCAGUACUCCAUAGGGGGGCCCCAGGAGCAGAUCACUGUCCAAGAGUGGUCUGACAGAAAGUCAGCUAGAUCGUAUGAAACCUGGAUCGGCAUUUAUACUGUCAAGGAUUGUUAUCCUGUCCAGGAAACCUUCACCAAAAAUUACAGUGUGAUAUUGUCCACACGGUUUUUCGACAUACAGCUGGGCAUUAAAGACCCCUCGGUGUUCAUCCCGCCGAGCACCUGCCAGGCGGCCCAGCCGGAGAGGAUGAGCGAGGACUGCUCCUGGUAA
This is a messenger RNA of Neomonachus schauinslandi (Hawaiian monk seal), 417 nucleotides long. Its product is annotated as mammalian ependymin-related protein 1. Gene Ontology annotation, cellular component: extracellular region; lysosome. Gene Ontology annotation, biological process: cell-matrix adhesion. Gene Ontology annotation, molecular function: calcium ion binding. Lineage: Eukaryota; Metazoa; Chordata; Mammalia; Carnivora; Phocidae. The transcript is spliced from 3 exons. The record is from RefSeq and is a predicted model, not a curated record. The coding region runs from base 1 to 417 and encodes 138 amino acids.